AACGAGACGUGUGGACAUGUUUGCCUAUCAAUUUCAGUAAGCUUCAAUGAAUUGCCCUAAUGUAUAAUUUAGUGGAUCAUUAGUCAGAAAGGUUGGGGACCGCUGAUGUAGUCGAAAGAAUGAAGUUUUGGAUGCUAGAAUACUUGGUGCAUGAUUAGGCAGUAAUCGUAUUCCAGAACGACUCUCAAGCCCUGACAUACUAAUCAGAGAAAUUUUGGCCUGUAAUUGAUCUUAGACGUUGACGUUUAUAAUAGAAUUUUUUAGUGUCUGAAGCUGAAACAAGAAAAUUUCCCUCCCCAGUCUGAGUGGUAUCAAAUCUGUUUCUGUUUAUGUCCGAUUGUGGGAAAGUUGGCGAAAUUGUACGACCACCAAGUUUUCGAGAUCGACCACGCGCUGGCGUUGCGUGUUCAUCGCAGCGUAAGUUAUCAGCUGAUGAAUCCGUGCGGGUGGUAAAGAAUGGAUUGGAUUACUGUGGUUCUUAUAAAAGUGACCGAAAACAUGUUGUGUUUUGCCUGAGACGGUACUUGAUCGUUGGAUCGGUGACGGGCAAUAAGUCGAAGCCACAGAGACGAUGCGUGGGAAGAGGAGGGGAAACUACCCUCGUGUGAAAAUUGUGAUGUGGGUCUCUGCAUCUACUGAUUUGAGAAUAAUCACACCAAACUCAACUUUAAGUUCUCGACGCCAAGCGCCGCGCUGGAUUUCCCGGUCCGCUUCAGUCACCACAUGGCUGGCUGCCUCAAGUCGCCAGGGACAUCGGCGACAUCGCACCACCAAUACCACACCCCGCACCCCGCAAUGCCGGUUCCGGGGCUCACCGGACCCUACGGCUUGUCCCACGCCCUGGACCCCGUCGGGUUCCAGCAAGGGGUGGCUCCCCGUAAGCAGCGUCGGGAGAGGACGACGUUCACCCGGGCGCAGCUGGACGUCCUGGAGGCCUUGUUCCUGAAGACCCGCUACCCGGACAUCUUCACGAGGGAGGAGGUGGCCGUCCAGAUAAACCUUCCGGAGUCCAGGGUCCAGGUGUGGUUCAAGAACCGACGAGCCAAGCACCGCCAGCAGCCUCAGCUACAGCAACAAAGCGCCAAGCCUUCUAGAGUUGGCGGCGGGGGCAAGAUGAAGGCCCCGAAGAGUUCCCCGCCACCUCCAGCCCCGUCCAGCACCGGCAGCAACAGCGUGUCGCCCCCGGUCAACGUCGCCCUGAAGAAGGAGCAGUCGCCGGAGAUCUCAUUCCAACAGCUGCGCAUCGGGGACGGCGGCAGCGUCCCUCCGUCCUCAGCGAUGACCACUCCCAGUCCCCCGAUCACUCCCGGGUACCAGCACGACGUUUCGCCCUACAACAGCUUCAGCUGGGGGGCAUCCGCCCCCGCCAACACGUCGUCCACGCACUGCUACGCGCAGAACUACGGCUCCUACUACGGAAACAUGGCCGUCCGCUCCUACUUCCCCCCCCCCCCC
Zootermopsis nevadensis is the source of this 1455-nucleotide messenger RNA. Its product is annotated as homeobox protein otx5. NCBI's taxonomy places the organism in Eukaryota, Metazoa, Arthropoda, Insecta, Blattodea, Termopsidae. Gene Ontology annotation, molecular function: RNA polymerase II cis-regulatory region sequence-specific DNA binding; DNA-binding transcription factor activity, RNA polymerase II-specific. Gene Ontology annotation, biological process: regulation of transcription by RNA polymerase II. Gene Ontology annotation, cellular component: nucleus. The record is from RefSeq and is a predicted model, not a curated record.